AUCAAGAUGGCGGCACUCAAUUCAGAACGGUGGCUGAAUGACUUACCGAACCACACGAUAUUCAAAAUAAUAUGCGAGAAGUUGGAUUUGGAGUGCACCUCGAGUGAAAGAGGGAUCGCUAAGAACCUCACGUUUUGUUUGGGAGCGGAUUUUUUCGUGUGGGACGAUUCAGACCGCGUGUUUUACACAACCAACCUGCGGCAGUUAAACUCAGAGGAGAGCUCCAGUAGCGGGAAGUAUCAGACCUUGCUGUGCAUCAACCCGCCGCUCUUUGAAGUGUGCCAGGUGCUGGUGAGCCCGACACAGCACCAUGUCGCGCUGGUCGGUCAACGAGGCGUCUCGGUCCUGGAGCUUCCUCUGCGGUGGGGCAAGAGGUCCGAGUUUGAAGGCGGACGCAGCAAAAUCAACUGCAAGACCAUCCCGGUGGCUGAGCGCUUCUUCACCAGCUCACCGUCGGUCAGUCUGCGACAGGCUGCUUGGUACCCUAGCGAGACUGACGAGCCACAUAUGGUGCUGCUCACUUCAGACAACACGAUCAGAUUUUACGGCUUGAAGUCUCCGCAGACACCGGCCAAAAUCCUGCCAGUGUCGCAGUCAGAAGAUGAGAGCAGCCUCCACCCUCCGGUGCGUUCGUACGCAGCUUCUCUGGGAGAGAUAGCAGUGGCGUUUGACUUUGGGCCGAUUUCAUCCCCUCCUCGGCAGCUGCCAGGACAGGUCUCCAAAGACCAGCUGGUCUACCCUCUCUAUAUUCUUUACGAAAAUGGGGAGACCUAUGUGAGCUACACGAGCCAGGUAAACGGUAUAAGUCUGAGUAAACCCGUUGGACCUCUCCCCAUGUAUCCAGCAGCAGAGGAUAACUAUGGCUAUGAUGCUUGUGCCAUUCUGUGCCUGCCAUGUGUUCCGAGUAUUUUGGUCAUCGCCACAGAAACAGGCACACUGUAUCACUGUGUCGUGCUGGAGUCUGAAGAAGAGGACGACACGGGGGCAGUGGAAAAGUGGAUCCGAGGCACAGAGACAGUGCCAGCUCUUUAUGUGUUUGAGUGUGUUGAGCUAGAGCUCAUACUUAAAGUGGCAACGGGAGAGGACGAGGAGCCGCAAGAGUUUGAUUUCACCUGUCCAAUCAAACUGCACAGAGACCCCCUCUGUCAGCACCGGUAUCAUUGCACCCAUGAAGCAGGAGUGCACAGCGUGGGGCUAAUCUGGGUCAACAAGCUGCAGAGGUUCCUUAAAUCAGAUGAGGAGGAUAAGGACAGUCUCCAGGAGCUGGCUGCUGAGAAGCGCUGCAUUGUAGAGCACAUUCUUUGCACCAGACCGCUCCUGACCAGUCAGUCGGCUCCAAUUCGUGGUUUUUUGAUUGUGUCUGACCUUGCCUUGGGCGCCACCAUGAUCUGCAUCACCAGCACUUAUGAGUGCAUUCUGUUACCCCUUCUGAGCUCCAUUCGUCCUCCCUCCCCUCCCCUGCUUUGCUCCCACCCAGGUCUGGGCUCUGCCAGCUCCCCUCUGCGUGGGCUGGCCGAAGACUCCUUUGAGCAGCACAUUCGCAACAUCCUGGCACGGAGCUCCACCAAUCCUCUUGUACUUAAAGCUGGAGACAAGGACACAUCACCACCACCUCCAGAGUGUCUGGAGCUCCUCAGCAGAGCCACACAGGUGUUCCGUGAGGAGUACAUUCUCAAGCAGGACAUGGCUCGUGAAGAGAUGCAGAGGAGGGUGAAACUCCUGACAGGCCAGAAGAACAAGCAGCUGGAGGAGUUGUCUCUGUGCAGGGAGGAGAGGAAGAGUUUGAGAGAAGCAGCAGAAAGGUUGGCUGAUAAAUACGAAGAUGCAAAGUAUCGCCAAGAAACCAUUACGAACAGGGUUAAGAAAGUGUUGUGUAGCCUGCAAAGCCAGCUACCCAUACUGUCAAACAGUGAAAAAGAAAUGAAGAAGGAGCUGCAGACCAUCAAUGAUCAACUGAAACACCUGGACAACUGCAUCAGACAGGUGAACAUGAAGAUGGAGUACCAGAAGACACAAGUGGACAAGGAUAUGCCCGGAACUAGGGCAACAGUCUCCCUCAACGCUCCCCAGAAGAAGGUUGUUCAGGAUGUCCUCAAAGAACAAGGACAGCAAAUUGGUGACAUGAUGAAGCAGAUCAAAGACAUCAAAAAUCAUUUUAGUUUCUAAGCACUUGCAGAAAAAUGCUGGUUUUUUUCUGUAUAGUUGGGAAAAUAUUUCAAAUUUUCCAUGGAAUACACUGUUAUUACAUUUGCAUUUUUCUGACAUUUGAUAAGAAGCUGUAAUGAGUUCUUGAGCUCUAAGUGGUUGUGCUAUCUUCUUAUAUGCUAUAUCUUAUAUGUGCUAGUGUAACUUUACCUUUCAUACUAAAUGUUGUUCCUUAAUACAGAAUACAGAAAUACAAAAGGUUGGAUUUUCUCUUACAAAAAGUUGUAUAUUUUUACAUCAAUAUUUUUUACAUGUUAAUGAUUGAGUCACUAACAUACUCAGUUUAAUGUCCCAUGUAUAGGCAGGAAAAAUUACAAAUAAUUUGUGCUAAACUAACCUUAUACAGCUGUUUUCAAUUUUGU
Molecule: messenger RNA, 2567 nt
Organism: Pelmatolapia mariae (spotted tilapia)
Lineage: Eukaryota; Metazoa; Chordata; Actinopteri; Cichliformes; Cichlidae
Gene: nup88
Product: nucleoporin 88
Exons: 1
Coding region: 7-2166 (719 amino acids)
Biological process (GO): ribosomal large subunit export from nucleus; ribosomal small subunit export from nucleus; protein import into nucleus
Cellular component (GO): nuclear pore
Molecular function (GO): structural constituent of nuclear pore
Source: RefSeq, a predicted model, not a curated record